Messenger RNA from Rosa rugosa (rugosa rose), 1064 nucleotides. RefSeq lists its product as uncharacterized. The coding region runs from base 22 to 702 and encodes 226 amino acids. The record is from RefSeq and is a predicted model, not a curated record. NCBI's taxonomy places the organism in Eukaryota, Viridiplantae, Streptophyta, Magnoliopsida, Rosales, Rosaceae. The transcript is spliced from 2 exons.
CUGAGAGUUGAGGGGAGGGCGAUGACGACGGGCGUGAGUGUGAGGGGUAGGUCGGUUGGCGCGAGCGUGAGGGGUAGGUCGGUUGGCGCGAGCGUGAGGGGUAGGUCGGCCGGCGAGAGCGUGAGGGGUAGGUCGGCCGGCGCGAGCGUGAGGGGUAGGUCUGCGGGCGCGAGCGUGAGGGGUAGAUCCGUCGGUGUGAGAGCUCAAAGGGGUAGGUCGGUUGGUGUGAGGGGUCAGAGAGGAAGAUCGGUCCGCGUCAGGGCUCGGAGGGCUCAAUCGGUGGGCGACGACGAUCGUGGCCGUUCACUGGGUCGCGACGGUUCUCAGAGCCGAUCCAAAUCUCCUGAGGGUUUUUCGGUGCUUGGUGCACCGUGGAGGACUCUGAAGUUAACAAAGUUUGCUGAGGCCAUGAGGCAUGCCAAUGAGAGGAGGAAGAUGGUUCAAAAAGAAAGGAAGGAAGGAAAGUAUUUUGGGAUUGCCAUGAAGGAUUUUGAACAAACAACGGCUGAGGGGACGGCGAUGCCACCACACAUGGAGCAGUUCUGGGCUGUUCCUGCUGCAGCUGUGAUAGGCUGUGCUGGUGGGCAGGGUAAUGAUUCUCCAGAGAAGACUGGUGCGCAGGGUAAUGAUUCUCCAGAGAAGACUGGUUCUGCAUCGCCAGAUAUGUUCAACUUCGACAAAAAACAAGAUAUUUUCGACUAGUCGAAAACCUUGUUGGUUUGUAAUAGAAAGUCUGGCAUAAGCUGUCAAUACCAGUAGUGGUUAUAGAAAUGCUUCUAGGAAUUUUUCGAUUUUAUAUUCCAUAUGGUGUAAUGCAAUUCACAGUAUCAUUGAUGUCUUAAUGUUUCUUGAUUUUAGAUGAAUGCAAGCCCUAAUCUGGCAUGGUUUUGUAUGAUCGAUGUUAGGGGCAGAGUGGGACAAGCACUCUGCUGAUUUGAUGCGAGUGUGGUUCUGGAGUUUGGUGCUGAUUAGUAAUUGUUCUGGAAGUAGCUGUGCUGGGUUUUUUUUUUUUUUUUUAAUUGUGGAAUUUGAGGAGUUAAACAAGUGUAGUGCAAUUAGUGAGA